This is a messenger RNA of Trypanosoma grayi, 1632 nucleotides long. RefSeq names its product putative protein kinase. Gene Ontology annotation, molecular function: protein tyrosine kinase activity; ATP binding; protein serine/threonine kinase activity. The transcript has a single exon. Gene Ontology annotation, biological process: peptidyl-threonine phosphorylation; peptidyl-serine phosphorylation. Gene Ontology annotation, cellular component: cytoplasm. The record is from RefSeq and is a predicted model, not a curated record. The coding region runs from base 1 to 1632 and encodes 543 amino acids. Lineage: Eukaryota; Euglenozoa; Kinetoplastea; Trypanosomatida; Trypanosomatidae.
AUGAUGCCAUCGUCGUGGUCCAUCAUGCACGGCCGCUACAUGCCGCAGGAGGUGCUCGGCACCGGUACCUACGGGCAGGUGCUGCGCUGCACUGACACUUUCACCGGGGAGAAGGUUGCCGUGAAGGUGGCUCAUCGAGACGAGGCGUAUCGUCGCUCCGCGAUGAAUGAGAUGCGUGCCCUGCAGCUUCUCUCCCGAAGUGAAGACUCACUGCAGCUGUUGGACUUCUUCGAGGACCACGGAUGCCUAUGUAUCGUGUCUGAACUACUGAGCAUGAAUUUUUACGAGUUGCUCCACACGGGUGGAUUUAGACCACUCCCGCUAGAUGCGGUGCGUGUGAGUGGUGAGUGUGUCUUGAGGGCUCUGACGGAACUGCACCGCGUGGGCUACAUGCACUGCGACAUCAAGCCUGAGAACGUCAUGCUGCGCCACAACAAGACCAGCAGUGGCAACGCGGAAGACUUUACGCGCACGUGCCUUAUCGACUUUGGGGCUGUGCGCCACUUCCACGAAAACACAUACUACGACGUCCAGUCACUGUGGUACCGCGCACCUGAGGUGUUGCUGGGGGUCCCGUACACUCCGUUGAUCGACUCCUGGAGCGUUGGCUGCUUGCUGUUCGAGUUCUACACCGGCAGGCCGCUCUUCCCUGGCGAGGGCCUGCAGGAGCAGCUGGCGUACAUUGUCCACACCGUUGGCUCACCUUCUCUGGAGGCCGUGACGAACGGCGUAAACGUGGCGAAUCUGCAGCUACCGUGUGUGGGAAGGGACAUGAACAUAGAGGAGAGCCUUAGCCGUCUAAUUAUGAAGUAUCGCCACAACUCUGGCGGCGCGCGGAAUUCAUUUCAAUCAGCAGCUGAAGAGGCGGCCUUUGUGAACUUACUCUGCCGGCUGCUGCAGCCAGACGAGAGGCGACGAAUGUCGUGCGCAGAUGCGCUCCACCACCCAUUUUUCACCGCACACCACUCCAAGAGCGGCAUCAAUGCGGGUAUCAAUCUUCAGCCUAUGAGUUCGUGUAGCAGCUGCCCCAUGAUGGCAUGUGACUGCGGGUUUGGCGGUGGUCUUUCUUCUACUUGCAGCGAUGCUCAUAGCGUCAAUUGCUUUGAGCACAGUGUGCCACAUCAACAGCAUCAGCCCCCCCACAGCCAGAGUCCACCUGUGAUGCCCACAGGUUGCAAUUCCGUCCCUUUCGUGACUAUUCGUGGCAGCACACCAGCGGUGGUGGUCGCGGCACCUCAGCUAGCAAGAGCACCCAACAUGGCCGUCUCACCCCCACAUCUGUUUAUACAGGGAGCAGUGUAUAAAAGUCCAACUGCGUCAAUAGCACAGCAAUUCCCCUUCACAACGCGGCAACAGCAACAGCAGCAUCUAAUAAAUACUCCUGUACAGCCGAUGGCUGGCUCGUCUACGAAUGACUUUCAGUCUUUUGUGCCAAUGAUGCGGCAGGGGCGGUGCUGGGGCCCAGCAAUGGCUCCGCCGCAGUACCAGUUUUCGCCGCUGGUUCUUCCCAUGUCGCAAUACAGCCACGACUUAUGCAAUGACAGACCCGUUUACCCACGGAGUGAGGACUUGCUCGUGUACGGAGUCUCCAUUACGAACCAUCCGCAUAGGAUGGUGUACGCCCCGUCGUGA